Galendromus occidentalis (western predatory mite) is the source of this 1640-nucleotide messenger RNA. Its product is annotated as dnaJ homolog subfamily B member 4. Gene Ontology annotation, cellular component: cytosol. The transcript has 3 exons. NCBI's taxonomy places the organism in Eukaryota, Metazoa, Arthropoda, Arachnida, Mesostigmata, Phytoseiidae. The record is from RefSeq and is a predicted model, not a curated record. Bases 181 to 1209 code for a protein of 342 amino acids. Gene Ontology annotation, molecular function: protein-folding chaperone binding.
UACGACCGUCACACAUUUUCGAUAUACAAGGUCUCGGGACAAGAAGUGAAAAUCGCGUUUAACAAACGGUGUUUUUGGGAAUAUCCGUUCAGUGUCACGAGGAAAUAUUCUGUGCGACUUUCUCACCGUAGCAUUAAUUUACCAAAAUCCUGGUGAAGAUUCGAUUUUUCUGAAGAGAAAAUGGGAAAAGAUCUUUACGCAGUCCUAGAAGUGCCCAAAUCUGCGUCUUUGGAAGAAAUCAAAAAAUCGUACAGACGACUCGCCUUGAAAUACCACCCAGACAAGAACAAGAGUCCCGAUGCGGCCGAGAAAUUCCGAGAGGUGUGCUCGGCUUACGAAGUUCUCUCAAACAAGGAGAAACGGGACACAUACGAUCGAUUCGGCGAGGAUGGUCUUCGACAGGGAGGAGUAGGCGGCAAUGGUGCUGGCGGCAGAAGCGGGACCUCGACGCGCUUCUAUACCUCCACCGAUCCCAUGUCCACAUUCACUCAAUUCUUCGGAACGGAUAACCCCUUCGAGAAUUUCUUCAAUCUCGGACGGGGUGGUGGUUUCUCCACUUUCGACGAUCAUAUGGACAUUGAGGGCGAUCUCUUCGGUGGUGGAAGGAAUAACGCGUUUAGGUCCCAAUCUUUCACCGCGGGCACACGGAGGCCGGCAAAACAAGAUCCCCCAGUGGAGUACGACCUAUCUGUCAGCCUGGAGGAUAUCCUCAAGGGUUGCACCAAGAAGAUGAAGAUUUCCAGGAAGGUUCUCAUGCCUGAUGGACGCGCGACAAAACGCGAGGAGAAGGUUCUUACAAUUAACGUAAAACCGGGUUGGAAGGCUGGGACGAAAAUCACCUUCCAGAAAGAGGGAGAUCAAGCACCUGGAACUACUCCCGCCGAUAUCGUGUUUAUAAUCAAGGACAAACCCCACGACGUCUUCAAACGCGAUGGAACAGACAUCAAAUACACGGCCACCGUGACGUUGAGAGAAGCUCUCACCGGAUGCAGGAUCGACGUGCCGACGUUGCAGGGAGGUACCGUCAAGCUCAACUACAACGAGGUGAUCAAACCGACCACGAUAAAGAAGCUCUAUGGACAGGGUCUCCCGUAUCCGAAGGACCCCUCGAAACGAGGAGAUCUGGUCAUAUCCUUCGACAUCAAAUUCCCUGAUUCCAUCAACGAAUCGACGAGGGAAAUCCUCUUCGAUGCUCUCCCCGCCAAGUGAAAAUAUCUCAUAUUGCUUUUCCUUGCUGAGAGCUGUGAAGAGUCAGUUUCGAUGUCAUAAAGCUUGCGUCCGCGGUUUGAGCCCCGACUACGUUCAAGCAGAGUCGACUGUUGUCCUUAUCGUCUAGCUGAGCGGGUGAUCUUUUUUGACAUGAUUUUCGCAAUUCUCGCUGAUGCAAAUGGAAUGUUUCAACUGGGAUGCAUAGAUUCACCUAGAUCCUAUUCUAGGCGCGCACAAGUUAGACGCGCGCGCUCAUUGACUAUAUUGUAAAUAUGUAAGAUGUAAAAUAGAGAAGUGAUGGUACUUCUUUCUCUGUUUUCGUGGGAGUCCAAACACUGUCAUCGGUUAUAGUGUGUCUGAGUGAAGAACGAUAUAGGCUCACUCAAUAAUAAAGUGUUGGAGACCAAAUCGAUGGAACUUGGGAAGAGACG